AUGGAAAUCGUUUCCUCCGAUGACCAGGAGUUCCAGAUUCAAGAGGCUUGCUCAACUAGUCACUUGACUUUUAAGGCUCCCUCUGCAAGAAACCCUCUUAUCCGCCAGCGAUCUGGUACUUUCGCGGGAUUUACUGAGAUCGAAGGGAAUCGAACUGCCGGUACACCUGCAAAACAAGAGAUAAAAGAAGAGGAAUUACAGGAGAAGGAGAAAAUCAAGAAGCUUUUGAAUGAGCGACGAAAAUUCUCCAGGCAAAAUAAAUGGGGCAACUGCUCGUACAAGGACUUGAUCGUUGCUGCGAUCGAAAGCAGUCCUUCGAAGAAAAUGACGCUCAACGAAAUCUACGAGUGGAUUGUAAAGAACAUCCAAUAUUUCAAAAACGAUUCGGACACGAAUUCGUCUGUCGCUUGGAAAAAUUCUGUUCGCCACAAUCUUUCACUUCAUCCGAUCUUCCAAAAGGAACCACCACAGACAGGCGGUUCACGUUCGAUUGGGUCGUAUUGGAAAAUUGACCGUUCAAAAGAUAGAGCGAAAGGACGCGGGCGAGCGAAGACUCUACCAAUGCAAGAUUUGCAGUCAGCUAGAGUGCGUCGGACGGACAAACCGCCAACAGGGCGUAAGAGCAAAUCUAAGGUUACAAAAACCGGUCAACAGCGCCGCGACUCAACACCUUACAAUGAUUCUUCAAUUAAAAAGAGCUCUCACACAGCAAUGGUCGACGACAAUCCAAUGAAUGAAUUAAAUAGUGAGUUCUUCAAGAUGGGACACCCAUCUACAGUGGCCACAUCCUCAGUGCGGCCUCCCAUAGCUGUCCCAGAUGACGGCGAUGAGCAAGUAACAAUUCAGCAGAGUAAAAAGUCAGCAACAAGAAAGUCAAACCAAAGCAAUGAAAACCCAGGUAAAAUGCAGGAGGCGAAACCCAAGGCAGAACUAAAUGAUGAGAACGCAACUUUCCCUGGCAUUGAUGCAGGACAGAUAAAAGAUUAUCUUUCCCGAGAGGACGAAAACCAGCCGCUCGUGAUAAAUUGUCUCCCGCAGAAUCCUCCUGCUAGUACUUUCGUGAAGCAGGAGACGUUUUGCAAGAAAGCAUCGAAAGCCGACGAGUCAAGCAAGAAAGAGACCACUAAAAAAGCAUCUAAAUCCAAGAAAUCGAAGAAAUGCAAGAAACAGCCAAGUAGAAAAGAAUUUGUCAAGGAAGAAGACCCUGAUUUCGCACCUCCAUACCUUCCCCCAAAUUAUAUUGAGUUCUUUAAUAACUACAUGUAUUCAAAAGCUCUGGAAGACUCUGAAUUCUGGGAAGUUAAGAAGAAACGACCGCAGACUCAGCCGACAGUAUUCAAAUAUCCCAAUACAGCACCAGCAUCCAAUAUUCAGCGCCCCACCUACCAAAGCUCCAUUCCUAGUACCUCAUCUUCGUGCUAUUCUGCUGCUCAAAAUCGAAGACCAGUUCAACAGCCAUCGACUUCGCAAGAUGGAGUUCACAUCUUCCGAUGCCCACCGUUGCCUAUGCGUUUGCAUUCGCAGACUUCCGUUUCUCAUCAAUUGCAUCAUCAGCCGCCCCGGCAGCAUUCUGUUGCAAUGCGUCCUUCCCAGCAAGCUUCCACUUCGCUCCAGAUCCAUUACGAAGAUCCGUCCGAGCAACAACAGACUACCCAGAUUGAAGAAAUGGAAACUUAUGAGCUGCAGCCAAUAGAAAACCAUGCCAAUAUUUCUUCAAACGAUCAAGAGACGCAUCUUUUAACGAUGAUGGAGGUGAAGACUGACGAACACCAAAAUAGCAAUCAACAAAGUUACAUGUCACAACAAACGGUCUCGUCCCCAAUGGCACAGCACCAGCAAUCUGUCAACACGAUCACUUUCCCCGAGCAGCCGUUCCAAUGCCAGCUUCAAGCUAGUCAGCAAAUUCAUCUACCUGAACUGCAACGACGGGAACAUCAGCAACAUCUCAAUUUCUCUCAGCCGCUCUUGCAGCAGCAGAAUCACCAUCACCAACUCAUGCAACUGGCACCAAUCCAAAGCCACCAACAGCAAAUCAAUCCACAAACAAACCAAACGGUCAACAAAGAUGACCCCGGUUAUUGGCCAGAAAAUAUCACUUGGGAUGAGCUUGUAUAA
Messenger RNA from Oikopleura dioica, 2115 nucleotides. The record is from the annotation of a GenBank genome assembly. Lineage: Eukaryota; Metazoa; Chordata; Appendicularia; Copelata; Oikopleuridae.